Messenger RNA from Lolium perenne, 2044 nucleotides. Its product is annotated as BRCA1-associated RING domain protein 1. Gene Ontology annotation, cellular component: BRCA1-A complex; BRCA1-BARD1 complex. Gene Ontology annotation, molecular function: ubiquitin-protein transferase activity. Lineage: Eukaryota; Viridiplantae; Streptophyta; Magnoliopsida; Poales; Poaceae. Gene Ontology annotation, biological process: positive regulation of transcription by RNA polymerase II; double-strand break repair via homologous recombination. The record is from RefSeq and is a predicted model, not a curated record.
CAUGUCUGCUACUCGUACCAGCACGAUGGCAAACAUAAAGACAGAAACCGGCGCUGGAAGUCUUGAGGUUCUACAAAAAAGUCAAAUGCGGAAUGAGGCAGUGGCUAGUCAAAGCAGCUCGCACCUCCAAUCAAGUCUUGCUGGGAAUAAAAAUACCUCACUCGCGAAGGGUCCAUAUAAGAGAGUUCGUGCUGAUGCAACCAAAGUUGCAUCACCAGGUGUUAAUGCAAGUAACACUGAAGAAAACACUGAAGAAAACCUGCAUCCCUGUAAAAAAAGCAAGGGUUUGGGGAAACAUGGCAAGCUGGAAGACAAUGAAGAUGCUACUGAAUUGAGGAGACCGCCAACACCAAUCAAUGUAUUUGAAGAUGAAUGUGUUUUCUGCCAUUCAUUUAGAACUAGUGAGAAGUUUCAUGGUCCAAUGGUCAUGUAUAGAAAGGGGAGGAUUGUGUCCAGCAACGAGGGCAACCCAAACAAUGUCAUGUAUGUCCACCAAAACUGCAUGUACUGGGCGCCAAAAGUGUAUCUCGAUGGCGAUGAUAUUGUUAACAUGGAAAAGGAAAAAACCCGUGGUUCAAGAUUGAAAUGCAGCAGAUGCAGAUUACCGGGAGCGGUCCUUGGUUGUUAUCACGACCCCUGUGCAAAUACUUAUCACGCCCCGUGUGCACGGAUGAUACCAGAAUGCCAUUCGGAUGCUGGUAAUCACUAUAUUUUGUGCCCCAAACAUUCACCAUGUGAUAAAAAGAGCUCACAAAUAGUGGAAAGUGGCAUUAUUUUGCCCAUUCUUCAAAACCAAUGUUUAGAUAAACAAGGAAUGCAUGUCGUUCAUAGCAGGGAAGAUCAGCAAGUAGAUCAACCGAACACUUUGACUUCUUUGCCUCAGGGUCAAUGUUCAGACAAAGGAGGACUUUCUUCCAAUUACCACAGAGAAGAAAAACAAACGAACCAGUCUAGCCCCCCUGUGAAUCAAUGGGUCCUGCUCGGUUCAGUUUUAAGUGCAUUUGAGAAGGAUUCCCUCAAGGAAUUUGCUUCCUUGACCAGUUCAAACUUGGCUGAGAAAUGGGACAAAAAUGUGACUCAUGUUAUUGUAGGCAGAAGUGCUAGUAACUCAUGUGGCAGUUCAUAUGAAGUCUUGAUGGCGAUACUCUCUGGCAAAUGGGUUGUCAGAGCUGAAUGGAUCGUGGAUUUCUUGGCAGAGCCGAUUCCAGGUCCAAAAACGUGCUUGGCAGAGCCGAUUACAGUUCCAGAAAUUUCUUACGAGGUGCAAUUCUACUAUGCUUCACACAAAUCGAUUGAUGGACCAAAGAAAGGACGAGCUGGAACAUUUAAACGGGCACCGAAACUGUUCUCAGGACUGCAUUUCUGCCUCAGCGCGUACAUGAACACAGAAGAUAGUGAAAACAUAAAAAAUCUCAUAGCAGCCGCGGAAGGACAGGUUCUGGAGGCAAUGAGCCCGCAUUCAUUAAAGGAGAAUCUGGAAAAAGAUCCCGCAAAGGUAUACUUCAUCUAUGUUGGUGGCCCUGCUUCGACUUCAUUUGUUGGCAAGGAGAAAGAGGCAAAUGCGUACAUGGCCUCGGGAGCGCAGGUUAUCUGCCACCUUUGGCUGUUUGACGCUAUCGCGGCUUAUGAUGUUCGGAUGCUGGAUCGCAGUGAUGGCUUCACCCCGGAUGUGUACGCGAAUAGUGCUUGUUACGUAUAGCUUUCGGCUUGAUGUUAGGGGUGUCUUUUGUGUUAGCCCCACUUCUGUCGUGGGGGAGGCUAUGGUUUCAGUUUAGAACUUAUUAGCAUCAAAGGAGAGGGUGCUAGCCAGCUUUUGUGGAGGUGAUGGCUUGGGUGUAAUGUUGUAGUUUUGGUGAUGGAUUGGUCGUUGAGCAGCCCAAACAUUUGGUACUGAACGCCCGUUUAGAGAUCGGGAGGCGCGUGUGGCGCCAUUGCUUUUGUUUUCUGGCAGUGACUGUAACCUCUGUUCGGCCACAACAUAUAUUUUGGCAUCGUAAGUUGACAAACGAAUGGGAUAUGUGCUAGUAAUAUGCUUCAUCUUUUA